AUGACUACAUUGAAGCAUGAAAAUGAAGUGGUUGAUAUCACAAAAGUGGAGGAACAGGCUACACAGUUGGAGAAAGAUUUGGUUGAGCAGACAAAGACUAGGAUUAAAACCGUUGAGAUCAGAUUGGUUGAAGCCAAAAUAAUGAAGGAAGCCGCUAGAGCCUCUGAAGGUAUUGCUCUUGCAGAGAUUAAUGUCCUAUCAAACAAUGAGAGCACCUCUGCAGUUCUUCUGCAAAAGCCUGAUGGUGUAACUUUCAUUUGA
Molecule: messenger RNA, 261 nt
Organism: Ilex paraguariensis (yerba mate)
Lineage: Eukaryota; Viridiplantae; Streptophyta; Magnoliopsida; Aquifoliales; Aquifoliaceae
Source: the annotation of a GenBank genome assembly